This is a messenger RNA of Symbiodinium sp. CCMP2592, 1398 nucleotides long. Lineage: Eukaryota; Dinophyceae; Suessiales; Symbiodiniaceae. The record is from the annotation of a GenBank genome assembly.
AUGGCAGCUGCAGCCGAGGAGGAGAUGCAGGCAGAAAAGAAGCUGGAGCAAAGCACCGAGGAUUUCCGUGCGCGCCUGGCACUCCUGUCCUCCCACCCACCCUCGCUCGAGACAAAGGCCUUGCUGGACAAUCUCGGUGCAGCCAAAGCUCAGCUUGCCGAGGAUGAAAGGCGCUUGUCGAUCGGGCUCUUCGAGCGCUGGCGUGAGCGACUGGACCAGGAACUCCGUGCUGGCGGAUACGUUGAACAGAAGAACUCCAUCGGCAAGAUUGGGAGAGAGCAGGGCUUCGUGACUGCCAACGAACUGGCGGAUGCCUGCGUGGCGUCAUCAGAAAUGGCUCUGCAAAAGUCCGCUUAUGCGGAGAGAUUGGCCGAGGUGCCCAAGACUGUUGGAAUUGGGAGAGAAGGUUCGGAAAUUCACACUUCAAGUGCUCUGGCUGCGGCUCGACUGGGCUUUGCCGAAAAUGUGAGGCGAUCCAACGAAUGGUGGGAGUGGCACAUGGCGAGGCUUCCUGAGUACCACAAGGAUCUUGAGAAUCUGAGGCAGACGGAGGCCUUUGCCAGGACCAUGCAGAUGAACAAGCAGGCAGUCAACAUCCUGAGUGGCGCAAAUCUUCAGAGACUGCCAACGGCUUUCGAAAGGCGUGUCUACAAAGGCUUCGAAGUCAGCGCAGUGAUGAGGUACUCGUGCCUCGCGGUUGAGUCGACUGGCAGCAGAGUGUGUCCAAAGGAGUUGGCUGAAGAAGAGUUGAGACUCGCCAGGCAAGCUGUCGAGAAGAGCGAGGGCGAGGUAGAGCACAUGUCCUGCCUUCUGCAGGAGAUUCCGGAGUCGGAGACGCAGCAGCAGCAGCUGGCGCGGCAAGCCAUACUGGAACCACACAAAGUGAACCUCAUUCAUCAAGUUCAGCACGGCGCAGAGCGACUGCGCGAGGCGCAUGACUUGAGAAGCCAGCUGGAGCUUGCCAGCGAAGAGGCUCGCAAGACGGAAGCCAGUGCAAAAGUUGCCCGAGCAGGCCUGCAUGCAAGGUGUGCUCGCGCAUCAGAAGAGCUUCGGGAUGCAGAGAGGCACCUGCAGUUCCUCCGGGAACUUCACGCCCGGGAGUUCGGUGCUUUGGGUGAUUUCGAGCGCGAGAAAUCGCAACUACUGCAGAUUUAUCGACAGGAAGCAGUCGAGCACGAGCGGACAAAGUGCCGCCUGCAAUCCCAAAGUGGAUACUUAUGCCGUGGUGAUCUGUAUCCAUGCAGUCCCCAACAAGCCGCCAAAGCAGCGGCUUUGCCACAGCGCCCGUGGCCGUUUGCAGGCCAAAGAUGUCUCGAAGGGCCGCGAUACACGAGCACCGAAGACCUUCAAGUGGAAAUGCCGACCCAGCAAAGAUCUGUACGAAGGCGACCGCUCUGA